UCGAGAUCGCUCUUAAGUUAACUGGAGUCAAGGCGCAAACAGUUAAAGCCGCUCUCACAAGAUUGCCUGCCCCGGCCAUUGAAGAAGUCAAGACUCAAGAAACCCCAUCGUUAUCUUCCCGUUCCCGGCAACGUCGCGAUUCCACUUGCAAGUAAUGGAACCAAGUCCCAAGAGAACGAAUGGAAUGGAGUUGUCGAAUCUUACCAACGAAGAUGCGGAAUUGAUCCGCGAACUGACGGCGGAAUUUGAGGAGAUACUGGCCGUAAAAAACCAACAAAUAAAGCAAGUUCAAGAGGAACUGGAAGCUGUCCGCAUGGUACUUAAUACGGAACCCCUGGUCCUCAACAGGGAAAGUCGCCCCGUGAAAGUCGCUCCGUGGCAGUCGUUUGGGGUUGCAGACCACGAUGCUGCAAACCCUGCGCCGAAUGGAGGAGCCAUUGGAGGCGUUGGCGGAGGCGAAGGCAUUGGCGGAGGCGUUGGCGGAGGCGAAGGCGUUGGUGGAGGCGGUGCCGGAGUCGGUGGUGGAGACGGUGCCAACCGCCACUAGGCCAGAUUUUGAAGACGUUCCCUUUGGAGCCUAUUCCGGCUGACCAUUGGACGCAAAUUUGUAUCCCCCCCUCUUGUUCUGGAAUCUAACGAUUUCCUUUCCCCAUU
Daphnia pulicaria is the source of this 654-nucleotide messenger RNA. Its product is annotated as keratin, type II cytoskeletal I-like. NCBI's taxonomy places the organism in Eukaryota, Metazoa, Arthropoda, Branchiopoda, Diplostraca, Daphniidae. Bases 155 to 547 code for a protein of 130 amino acids. The record is from RefSeq and is a predicted model, not a curated record. The transcript has 2 exons.